Messenger RNA from Fonsecaea multimorphosa CBS 102226, 3087 nucleotides. RefSeq lists its product as uncharacterized. The coding region runs from base 1 to 3087 and encodes 1028 amino acids. Gene Ontology annotation, cellular component: membrane. The transcript has 3 exons. The record is from RefSeq and is a predicted model, not a curated record. Gene Ontology annotation, molecular function: ATP hydrolysis activity; ATP binding; P-type calcium transporter activity. Lineage: Eukaryota; Fungi; Ascomycota; Eurotiomycetes; Chaetothyriales; Herpotrichiellaceae. Gene Ontology annotation, biological process: calcium ion transmembrane transport; intracellular calcium ion homeostasis.
AUGGAACAAGCAUAUGUGCGCUCAGCAUCAGAGGUGCUGAGUCACUUCCAUGUUACUGAAGCAGCCGGUCUGUCGUCUGCGCAAGUCGCGGAGUCCAGAAAACGAUAUGGAAGCAACUCUCUCCCAGAGGACCCUCCGACGCCCUUAUGGCAACUCGUUCUCGAACAAUUCAAAGACCAAUUAGUCCUCAUACUGUUAGGAUCGGCUGCUAUAUCUUUUGUCCUGGCCUUAUUUGAAGAGUCGGAUGACUGGACUGCAUUUGUUGACCCUGUGGUGAUCUUGACAAUCCUCGUUCUGAAUGCGAUCGUUGGGGUAACGCAAGAAAGCAGCGCUGAAAAGGCGAUUGCAGCCUUGCAGGAGUAUUCCGCAAACGAAGCGAAGGUGAUUCGGGAUGGGAGCGUCCAAAAGAUUAAGGCAGACGAACUUGUACCGGGAGACAUUGUUACUGUCGCCAUUGGAGAUCGGAUUCCGGCCGAUUGUCGACUGUUGUCAAUUCAAAGCAACAGUUUCGCAGUUGAUCAGGCUAUCUUGACCGGCGAAAGCGAGAGUGUGAGCAAGGAUUGCAAAGCCAUAGACGAUGUGCAGGCCGUCAAACAAGAUCAGGUCAACAUGCUCUUCUCUGGUACAACAGUGGUGACGGGACAUGCUACGGCUAUCGUCGUCCUUACUGGUAGUUCUACAGCGAUUGGCGACAUCCACGAGAGCAUUACUUCGCAGAUUUCGGAGCCCACGCCACUCAAGGAGAAACUGAACGAUUUUGGCGACACUCUGGCCAAGGUCAUUACAGUAAUCUGUAUUCUGGUGUGGUUGAUCAACAUCCAACAUUUCAAUGACCCUUCGCACGGUGGAAGUUGGGCCAAGGGUGCCAUUUACUAUCUGAAAAUCGCGGUAUCAUUGGGGGUUGCUGCAAUUCCAGAAGGUCUCGCCGUGGUCAUCACAACAUGUCUCGCCCUGGGGACGAGGAAAAUGGCGGCCAAGAAUGCCAUCGUUAGGAGUUUACCCUCCGUCGAGACCUUGGGUAGCUGCAGUGUGAUAUGCUCCGACAAAACCGGUACUCUCACGACCAACCAGAUGAGUGUCGAGAAGAUUGUCUAUCUAAACGAAUCUGGUGAUGACUUGGAGGAAAUCGAAGUCACAGGCACCACCUUUGCCCCGACUGGGGAUCUCAUCCGCAAUGGCAAGAAGCUUGACAAUCCCGCAAUCAGCUCAGACACCAUAAAGCAGAUGUCAGAAGUCCUGGCGCUCUGCAACGAGGCACAUCUGUCAUAUGACGCGAAGAACGACACCUAUGCCAGCAUUGGAGAACCUACCGAAGGAGCCCUCCGCGUCCUGGUUGAGAAGAUUGGCACUGAUGAUGCGGCGAUCAACAAAACUCGAGCCAAUUUGUCCGGUGCUGAGCGAGUAUACUUCGCCAGCAAGUACUAUGAGGAAAAGCUUCCUCUCCAGGCAAUGUAUGAGUUCUCGAGAGAUCGAAAAAGCAUGUCUGUCCUAGCUGGAACUGGCCUGGCCCAAAAGCUUCUUGUUAAGGGUGCCCCCGAAUCGAUCAUCGAACGCUGCUCUCAUGUCAUUUUGGGGUCAAACGGCAAGAAAGCCCCUAUCAACAAGCGGCAUCAGGCCCUCCUCGCUCAAGAGCUCGUUGCAUAUGGACGGCGUGGCCUUCGCGUGCUAGCACUGGCCAGCGUGGAAAACAUCGGCGGAAACAAGCUUCUGCAAACAGCGAAGAGCAACAAAGCGUAUGCUGAGUUGGAGCAGAACAUGACCUUGAUCGGACUUGUCGGCAUGCUCGACCCGCCUCGACCAGAAGUGGCUCAGUCGAUUAUGAAGUGCAGAGAAGCCGGGAUUCGGGUGAUUGUCAUAACCGGUGACAAUCAGAACACCGCUGAGACCAUCUGCAAACAUAUCGGCGUAUUCCAACAAGACGAAGAUCUCGUCGGCAAGAGCUUCACCGGCCGACAGUUUGACUCCCUCACGGAAAGCGAAAAGCUCGAAGCCGCCAAGACAGCGUCUCUAUUCUCCCGCGUCGAGCCCAGUCACAAGUCAAAGCUUGUCGAUCUCUUGCAGGAAGCUGGCGAAGUAGUGGCCAUGACAGGUGACGGCGUGAAUGACGCCCCUGCACUGAAGAAGUCUGACAUUGGAGUGGCCAUGGGCUCUGGCACGGACGUCGCCAAAUUGGCCGCUGACAUGGUGCUUGCGGACGACAACUUUGCCACAAUCGAACUCGCCAUUGAGGAAGGCCGCACCAUUUACAGCAACACCCAGCAGUUCAUCCGGUAUCUCAUCUCGUCCAACAUUGGCGAAGUCGUCUCGAUAUUCCUGACCGCAGCUCUGGGCUUACCGGAAGCAUUGAUCCCAGUCCAACUUCUCUGGGUGAAUCUGGUCACGGACGGUCUUCCGGCGACAGCCCUCUCAUUCAAUCCGGCUGACCACGACGUGAUGCGCCGGACCCCGCGAAAGCGCGAUGAGCCGCUCGUCUCGGGGUGGCUGUUCUUCCGAUAUAUGGUUAUUGGCACGUACGUGGGCGCCGCCACUGUCUUUGGCUACGUGUGGUGGUUCAUGCUCUAUCCCUCCGGCCCGCAAAUCAGCUUCACUCAGCUUCGGAGCUUCCACAAGUGCUCGUCAACAAACGCCAUCUUCGACAACGUCGACUGCGCCAUCUUUUCCCCAUCGUCGAUCCCGACACGCACUGCCUCGACAGUCUCCCUCUCCAUUCUGGUUGUGAUUGAGAUGUUCAAUGCAAUGAACGCCCUCAGCUCUUCGGAAAGCCUUGUGCAACUCCCGCUCUGGAAAAACAUGAAGCUCAUCUACGCGAUUUGUCUCUCGAUGAUUCUCCACUUUGCCAUUCUAUAUAUCCCGAUAUUGCAGGGGGUCUUCUCCAUUGAAGCUUUGGGGUGGGACGAGUGGAUGGCCGUGCUGUGGAUCUCGGCGCCUGUAAUUUUGAUUGACGAGGUCCUCAAGGCGAUCGAGAGGGCCGUCUAUGUCAAUUCCAAAUCCGAACGGCGGAGACGGGCUAGUAUCUCGGGUGGAAGCAGUGGGUUGAAAGGGCAAGGCAAUGGGGUCGUGGCAAAUGGCAAGAUGAAGGCAAACUGA